GAGCGCAUGCGUACGUCAGUCGCGUCCCGACCGCCGAACCGUUCGUCAACUCCGGCGCAUCUUACCAUAUUAUUUGGAUUGCUUAUACCGAAUGUGAUAAGUGUUGAACAGUUUACGGACUUCAGAACUUUUUAUACGGAUUUUGGUGUUUGUGAAUAUUAGUGCAAGAUGCUUGUGGAAGAUUCGCAAAUGUCUAGUUCACCGAUGACCAAAAAAUACGCGCACUGUCCGCUGAAGAAGCGGCCGGUGCGGGAGGAGCGGCCGGCGACACCGCCCACUACGCCGCCGCACCCCGCCCACUUGGCUACACGACUUUAUUAUGAUUACAACUGUGACAUGGAAAAUGACGAACCUGAGAAUUUAAGCACAAAGCCUGAAGAUCUCUCAAAAACUGGAAAUUAUCCCAGCAAGGCAUCGUCACCGAUGUCCACGGCCUCCGUAAAAGUGGAACCUCGUGAGUGGCAGCAACAGCACCUCGAUUACCUGUCGGCGUGUCGCUCGCGGCUUGAGCCCACUCCUGCGCCGCCGGAGCUCGCGCGCCCCACGCCGCAGUACGCCUAUCUUCCGACACUCUACACCUACCCUUUCGAAGAACUCUACCCAGCUACACCCACUAUAUCGCCGCCUGCUCAUCCGCAACUGUACCCCCGCUACUCUCCCGCAUCGCCACCUUCCUCCUGUUCACCGCCGCCUUGUCCCGAGGACCUCCGUUCCCCGGGCUCAGUUUCCUCAGACUCCGGGGUUUCCGUCUCGGCACCUCGCAGGCCCCGCUAUCAAUGCCCAGACUGUGCCAAGUCCUAUUCGACGUACUCUGGCUUAUCAAAACACCAGCAAUAUCACUGUGCCGCCGCCGAAGGAAGUCUUGCCAGAAAAUCGUUUAGCUGCAAAUUCUGCGCUAAAGUAUACACGUCUCUUGGAGCGCUCAAGAUGCAUAUCCGAACUCACACGCUGCCCUGCAAGUGUCACUUGUGCGGCAAGGCGUUCUCGCGGCCGUGGCUGUUGCAGGGGCAUAUCCGCACGCACACGGGAGAAAAACCAUUCUCCUGUCACCACUGUCGCCGCGCUUUCGCCGACCGGUCGAACUUGCGAGCUCAUCUCCAAACCCAUUCGGAUGUCAAAAAAUACUCGUGCACCGGAUGCGGCAAAACGUUCUCGCGCAUGUCGCUCCUGAGCAAGCACUUGGAAGGCGGGUGCGGUGUCGCCGGGGCCUCGCCCUACGAGUAUCGGCCCGAGGCGCUGCCGCAGUCUCACGUGCACCAAGCCUUGCCCCCGACCGCUCCAGUGCACGCGUACUGACAAGACUGAACCCGCUGUAUAUUCGAUCUCGUAGCCUAGAUAAAUUUCUCUCACAUUCUUUACAUGCUACAACAUCGCCUUAGUUGUUAAGAUUAAAUUAUUUUUGUAAAUUAUACAGAAUCAAGACGUGUGUUAAUAUUUAGUUCGUAAGCCGCAGUGCCGUGUGUCAUUAGUUUACUUAGAUUAAGAUGUAGAGCGUAAGUUAACAUAGGUCUUGUAGAUAGUUCAGCCGCUUCUAGGCGGAGUCGCUAGUCAUGUGGCAUUUGCCGAAAAAAUCUAUUUUUGAAUCCUAAGCCAUGUACAAAGUGCCUUAAUUAUAAAUGAUUAAUAUAUUAUUGGAAAAUAUAAAACAGUAUGUCAUUAGACGCUACUAUGUUAUAAUAUAAGUACAUGUUAGUACCUAUUUAUGAGGCUGUAAUAUUUAUAAAAACUAUUGCCGUUUUGCGUUCCUUUCUGU
Molecule: messenger RNA, 1753 nt
Organism: Papilio machaon (common yellow swallowtail)
Lineage: Eukaryota; Metazoa; Arthropoda; Insecta; Lepidoptera; Papilionidae
Product: protein snail homolog Sna
Exons: 2
Coding region: 169-1296 (375 amino acids)
Biological process (GO): regulation of DNA-templated transcription
Molecular function (GO): RNA polymerase II cis-regulatory region sequence-specific DNA binding; DNA-binding transcription factor activity, RNA polymerase II-specific
Source: RefSeq, a predicted model, not a curated record